AUGGGGUGGCGGUGGCUCCCCCUUGCCACCCCCAGUUCCGCCACUGCAGAUGAUAGAAUUGUACAAAAGAACCCUGUCAAUGCCACAGAUGAUAGAAAUGUACAAAAGACCAUUGUCAAUGCCACAAGAAUCUCUCCACAAAUGGCUAAAGUUGCAGAUAAUGCAACAAAGACUCUCAUCAACGACACCAGCAUCUCUCCACCAAAAGCCGAAGCUGAAAAAUUAGAAACAAGAAAAGUAGAGCUAGAGCAAGAGCAACCACUAUGUGUUUCAGAAGCAAGAACUGAAUACUGCCAACCCCAAGGAGAUAUCCGGUGCACCAAAUAUCACAGCAUUCCAGCAGUAAUAUUCUCUACUGCAGGAUACACUGGAAACCAUUUCCAUGAAUUCAGUGAUAUUGUCAUUCCACUGUUUUUGACUUGUAGACUAUUUAAUGGACAAGUACAGCUUAUCAUAACUGAUAAGAAGUCUUGGUGGAUUUCCAAACACCAAGCGUUUCUUAAAAAACUGUCUAACUAUGAAAUUAUUGACAUUGACAGAGAUGAUGAAGUGCAUUGCUUCUCUAAGGUGAUCAUUGGCCUUAAAAGGUAUCAUAAAGAGCUAAGCAUUGACCCACAGAAGUAUUCCUAUUCUAUCAAAGACUUCAUGGAGUUUUUGAGAAGUUCUUAUUCACUGAAGAGAGUGGGUGCAAUUAAAAUUAGAGAUAUUGGUAAUAAAAGUAAGAAGCCUAGGCUCCUGAUUCUCUCCAGAAAAACAUCAAGAUCCUUCAUUAAUACAAAUCAAAUAACAAAAAUGGCUAAAGGGUUGGGUUUUAGAGUAAUUGUUCAUGGUGCAGGUCUUACUAACAUACUUUUCCUUCCUCAAAAUGCAAUUUUCAUCCAAGUUGUGCCUUUUGGUGGAAUGCAAGUGGAAUGGCUUGCCACAAAUGAUUUUGCAAGGCCCUUAGAGAAUAUGAACAUAAAGUACUUGGAAUAUAAAAUAAGGUUGGAAGAAAGCACUCUUAUACAACAGUAUCCAUUAGACCAUAUGGGAUAUUCAUAG
Molecule: messenger RNA, 1041 nt
Organism: Medicago truncatula (barrel medic)
Lineage: Eukaryota; Viridiplantae; Streptophyta; Magnoliopsida; Fabales; Fabaceae
Product: alpha-1,3-arabinosyltransferase XAT3
Exons: 4
Coding region: 1-1041 (346 amino acids)
Molecular function (GO): glycosyltransferase activity
Source: RefSeq, a predicted model, not a curated record